Alnus glutinosa is the source of this 2974-nucleotide messenger RNA. RefSeq names its product cell division cycle protein 48 homolog. NCBI's taxonomy places the organism in Eukaryota, Viridiplantae, Streptophyta, Magnoliopsida, Fagales, Betulaceae. Gene Ontology annotation, biological process: mitotic spindle disassembly; autophagosome maturation; retrograde protein transport, ER to cytosol. Gene Ontology annotation, cellular component: cytosol; VCP-NPL4-UFD1 AAA ATPase complex; nucleus. The transcript has 11 exons. Gene Ontology annotation, molecular function: polyubiquitin modification-dependent protein binding; ATP binding; ATP hydrolysis activity. The record is from RefSeq and is a predicted model, not a curated record. Bases 212 to 2728 code for a protein of 838 amino acids.
AAGAAUCUCUGCAAUGGGAACUGAAACGCAAAGCUGAAGUGAAAGGGUAUUAGCCAACAAGCCACGAUCCCUGACGACUCCGCUACGUCGUCGGGCUGUCCUAGGAGUUUCAGAAGCGGAGUAGCGAAAACGUAAAAAGCAUGCAGCCGGAUCCUUUGAUAAAUAUCUCUCUCUUUCUCGGCCUCCCAGAAGUACUCUUCGUUAACUCACAAUGUUUACUACUUGUCGAAGACAAAGAACAGAGAGACUGAGAGAGAGAAUCCAAACCAUGGCGGAUCCAAGAUCAUCUGCCCCAGAUCAAAGACAGGCUUCGUUCUCCUCGGACCAGAAAGCAAAUAAGAGGGAUUAUUCCACUGCAAGUUUGGAACGCAAGAAGUCUCCUAACCGCCUUAUUGUUGAUGAAGCUAUAGAUGAUGAUAAUUCUGUGGUUUUCAUGCACCCAAACACAAUGGAAAAGCUUCAACUACGUCGAGGGGACGCUAUUUUACUCAAGGGAAAGAAGCGCAAAGAUACUGUCUGCAUUGCUCUUACUGAUGAACUAUGUGAAGAACCGAAAAUCAGAAUGCACAAAGUUGUUCGAGCAAAUCUCAGAGUUCGCCUUGGAGAUGUCAUAUCCGUCCAUCAGUGCCCUGAUGUGAAGUAUGGAAAACGGGUUCACAUCCUUCCGAUUGAUGAUACAAUUGAGGGUGUCACUGGCAACCUUUUUGAUGCAUAUUUGAAGCCAUAUUUCUUGGAAGCUUAUCGGCCUGUGAGGAAGGGUGACCUUUUCCUAGUCAGGGAUGGAAUGAGAAGUAUUGAAUUCAAGGUCAUAGAGACUGACCCUGGUGAGUAUUGUGUUGUUGCGCCAGACACUGAAAUCUUCUGUCAGGGAGAACCUAUCAACCGUGAGGAGGAGAGAUUGAAUGAAGUGGGAUAUGAUGAUUUUGGUGGUGUUAGGAAGCAAAUGGCUCAGAUCCGUGAGCUAGUAGAACUUCCUCUUCGGCACCCACAGCUCUUCAAAGCAAUUGGUGUGAAGCCCCCAAAAGGAAUCCUGCUUUAUGGACCACCUGGGUCUGGAAAAACUCUGAUCGCAAGAGCUGUAGCUAAUCAGACAGGUGCAGUCUUCUUUUUGAUUAAUGGACCUGAAAUAAUGUUGAAGCUAGCUGGUGAGUCUGAAAGCUACUUCAGAGAGGUAUUUGAAGAAGCCGAAAAGAAUGCCCCAUCUAUCAUAUUUAUUGACGAAAUAGAUUCCAUAGCUCCAAAGAGGGAAAAGACACAUGGUGAAGUGGAGAGGCAUAGAGUAUCCCAACUUUUGACUGUAAUGGAUGGCCUUGGGUCCAGAGCACAUGUGAUUGUGAUGGGAGCUACCAAUAGACCCAAUAGCAUUGACCCUGCACUGAGGAGAUUUGGGAGAUUCGAUCGAGAGAUUGACAUUGGCGUACCAGAUGAGGUCGGAAGAUUGGAAGUUCUUAGAAUCCAUACAAAGAAUAUGAAACUUGCUGAUGAUGUUGAUCUUGAAAGGGUUUCAAAAGAUACCCAUGGUUAUGUCGGUGCAGAUCUUGCUGCUCUUUGCACAGAGGCUGCUCUUCAAUGUAUCCGGGAGAAAAUGGAUGUAAUUGACUUGGAGGAUGAAACUAUUGAUGCUGAGGUGUUGAAUUCGAUGGCUGUGACUAAUGAACACUUCAAAACUGCUUUGGGGUCUUCAAAUCCAUCGGCCUUGCGUGAAACAGUUGUGGAGGUUCCUAAUGUUUCAUGGAAAGAUAUUGAUAUUGGUGGGUUCGAAAAUGUUAAAAGAGAACUUCUGGAGACUGUCCAAUACCCAGUGGAACAUCCUGAGAAGUUUGAGAAAUUUGGCAUGUCACCUUCUAAAGGUAUUCUCUUUUAUGGGCCUCCUGGCUGCGGUAAAACCCUUCUUGCAAAGGCAAUUGCCAAUGAAUGCCAGGCAAAUUUCACAAGUGUCAAAGGACCUGAGCAGCUGACAAUGUGGUUUGGAGAAAGUGAGGCAAAUGUCCGCGAGAUAUUUGACAAGGCCAGGCAGUCGGCACCAUGCGUUCUGUUCUUUGAUGAACUAUACUCAAUUGCAACUCAGCGUGGUAGCUCUGUUGGUGAUGCUGGUGGUGCUGCAGAUAGAGUAUUGAACCAACUUCUGACAGAAAUGGAUGGCAUGACAGCGAAGAAAACAGUCUUUAUAAUUGGGGCAACAAAUAGGCCAGAUAUAAUUGAUUCAGCUUUGCUCAGGCCUGGACGUCUGGACCAGUUGAUUUGCAUCCCGCUGCCAGAUGAGGCUUCCCGCCUCCAGAUUUUUAAAGCAUGUUUACGGAAGUCACCUAUCUCUAAGGAUGUUGACAUUGCUGCUCUUGCACGGUAUACUCAUGGUUUUAGUGGUGCAGAUAUCACUGAAAUUUGUCAGCGCGCCUGCAAAUAUGCCAUUAGAGAGGAUAUCGAAAAGGAUAUUGAGAGGGAGAGGAAGAAAAGAGACAACCCUGAAGCUAUGGAAGAAGAUGACGACAUUGAUGAAGCUCCCGAGAUAAAGGCAGCACACUUUGAAGAGUCGAUGAAAUACGCCCGCCGAAGUGUUAAUGAUGCGGACAUCUGGAAAUACCAGCUCUUCGCUCAGAAAUUGCAGCAAUCCCGUGGGUUUGGAACAGAGUUUCGGUUUAAAGACAGAACCGAGAGUGCUGCAGCAGAAGCUUCAGACCCGUUUUCUUCUGCCACUGCCGCCGGAGAAGAUGAUGAUCUCUACAACUGAACUGAAGCCCACUGCGUGUUUUAGGUGCUGCAGUUAAGGCGUUACAUCCACAGCCAUGACAAUAUUCACAUUUCAUAUGUUUAUUUCAGCAAGGAAGAGUUGUAAUCUUUAGCAGUUAAGGCUUUGAUUUCUCUCUCUCACUUUCUAUUUUUUUUUUUUUUUUUUUUUUUGUUAUGCAAGAGUUCUAUAACUUACUUUUUUUUGUUAUUUUAUAAUAUAAAAUAAAGAUUUUUAAGAAGACCAUUA